Miscanthus lutarioriparius is the source of this 516-nucleotide messenger RNA. The record is from the annotation of a GenBank genome assembly. NCBI's taxonomy places the organism in Eukaryota, Viridiplantae, Streptophyta, Magnoliopsida, Poales, Poaceae.
AUGGUGCUCGGUCACGGGCGGGGCGCAGCCUGCGCAGGGCGGCGGCGGCGCCCGGCCCAAGCGCGUGGUGCUGGGGCCCCUGGCCGCUGGGCUCACCCGCAGCGCUUGGUGCAGGUGCCGUCGGCGCUCGGUGCAUCCAGCGGCGGCAGCGCGUGGAGCGUGGGCAGCGACGGCGCGCAGGCCACUAGGCGCCGGCGCGCGGCGCAUAGGACGGCAGCGGUGCGCGGCCUGCAGGGCUUCGGCUGCGUGCGGGGCAGCGGUGGGGCUAGCAGCUUUCCCGUUAUGGUGCUGCUGGUACCUGUACGGCACGAUGUCCGUGCACCUGCCGUCGUCGUCAUCCAGGCUCUCUCCAGUUUUAAGCUUCUUGACUGCUUCUUGGUGGAGUCCCUGUUGCUGUGUUGCACGAAGGAGAUAUGCUUGGCUGAGAUCAUUUCACAAGGAUUCUCCCUUCGUGGCAUUGGUGUUGGGGUGAUCUCUGAACGUCGAUGGAUUCCUGUUGUCGCCGUAGUGCUAUAA